UAGGUUCUACUACAACUUCUUCCAGAGUUUUCACUUAUUUUUCAAGUACUUCCUUUGAACCAUUCACUACAACUUCUACUACCACUGCCAUAGCUACCCCAACCUUCACCACUACAAUGGAUACUCCAAAUUCUGUUACCACAGCAGCAUCUAAUCCAACCUCUACUAUGACCAUGGCAUCUACUUCCACCACUUCUGUUUCUAGCCUUCCCUCUUAUUUUACCUCUUCCUUUACCACAACCAAUCUACCAUAUUUAUCAUCUACCACCAGUACCCCACCUUUUUCAUCUUCAGUCACUGCAACCACACUUUAUCCUACCUCAAGCGCCACGGCAUCCACUACAAACCCAACAGAAGUUUCCACAGCAUCACAUCCUCAUGCAUCUUCACCAGGUUCUACUACAACUUCUUCCAGACGUUCCACUUCUUUUUCAAGUACUUCCUUUGAACCAUUCACUACAACCUCUUCUACCACUGCAACAGCUACUCCAACCUUCAGCACCACAAUGGAUGCUCUCAAUUCUGUUACCACAGCAGUAUCUAAUUCAACCUCCAGUAUGACAACGGCAUCUACUUCCACCUCUUCUGUUUCUAGUCUUCCAUCUUCUUCCUUUACCACAACCAAUCUACCACAUCUAUCAUCUACCACCAGUACCCCACCUUUUUCAUCUUCAGUCACUACAACCACACUUUAUCCUACCUCAAGCCCCACGUCAUCCACUAAAAAUCCAACAGCAGUUUCCACAGCAUCACGUCCUUAUUCAUCUUCACCAGGUUCUACUACAACUUCUUCCAGACGUUCCACUUCUUUUUCAAGUACUUCCUCUGAACCAUUGACUACAACAUCUUCUACCACUGCAACAGCUACUCCAACGUUCAGCACCACAAUGGAUUCUCCAAAUUAUGUUACCACAGCAGUAUCUAAUUCAACCUCCACUAUGACCACGGAAUCUACUUCCACCGCUUCUGUUUCUAGUCUUCCCUCUUCUUCCUUUACCACAACCAAUCUACCACAUCUAUCAUCUACCACCAGUACCCCACCUUUUUCAUCUUCAGUCACUACAACCACACUUUAUCCUACCUCAAGCGCCACGUCAUCCACUAAAUAUCCAACAGCAGUUUCCACAGCAUCACGUCCUUAUUCAUCUUCACCAGGUUCUACUACAACUUCUUCCAGACGUUCCACUUCUCUUUCAAGUACUUCCUUUGAACCAUUCACUACAACCCAUUCUACCACUGCAACAGCUACUCCAACCUUCAGCACCACAAUGGACGCUCCAAAUUCUGUUACCACAGCAGUAUCUAAUUCAACCUCCACUAUGACCACGGCAUCUACUUCCACCACUUCUGUUUCUAGUCUUCCCUCUUCUUCCUUUACCACAACCAAUCUACCACAUUUAUCAUCUACCACCAGUACCCCACCUUUUUCAUCUUCAGUCACUACAACCACACUUUAUCCUACCUCAAGCGCCACGUCAUCCACUAAAUAUCCAACAGCAGUUUCCACAGCAUCACGUCCUUAUUCAUCUUCACCAGGUUCUACUACAACUUCUUCCAGACGUUCCACUUCUCUUUCAAGUACUUUCUUUGAACCAUUCACUACAACCCAUUCUACCACUGCAACAGCUACUCCAACCUUCAGCACCACAAUGGACGCUCCAAAUUCUGUUACCACAGCAGUAUCUAAUUCAACCUCCACUAUGACCACGGCAUCUACUUCCACCACUUCUGUUUCUAGUCUUCCCUCUUCUUCCUUUACCACAACCAAUCUACAAAAGGUAUCAUCUACCACCGGUACCCCACCUUUUUCUUCUUCAGUCAGUACAACCACACUUUAUCCUACCUCAAGAGCCACGUCAUCCACUAAAAAUCCAACAUCAGUUUCUACAGCAUCACGUCCUUAUUCAUCUUCACCAGGUAAAUGUUUUAGAAUAAAUUAAAUUUUUCUUAUUCGUUUUCUCCAUCUUUAGAUACCUUUU
Messenger RNA from Rana temporaria (common frog), 1979 nucleotides. Its product is annotated as putative GPI-anchored protein pfl2. The record is from RefSeq and is a predicted model, not a curated record. NCBI's taxonomy places the organism in Eukaryota, Metazoa, Chordata, Amphibia, Anura, Ranidae. The coding region runs from base 117 to 1940 and encodes 607 amino acids. The transcript has 5 exons.